Molecule: messenger RNA, 2578 nt
Organism: Larimichthys crocea (large yellow croaker)
Lineage: Eukaryota; Metazoa; Chordata; Actinopteri; Sciaenidae
Gene: proser3
Product: proline and serine rich 3
Exons: 13
Coding region: 412-2472 (686 amino acids)
Source: RefSeq, a predicted model, not a curated record
UGGCUGUGUGUCUGGUAGUAAAUAACGAUCGGCACACAGUCAGUGACGGUCUCUUCUGGUUUCAGCGAUAAUGUUAUGUUUAUCAAAAAGAGCGAAGUGAUUAUGUACAUAGCUAAAAAGCUGGAUUUGUUUAGAUGAAGAGCUUUUCAGAAUGGCCGCUGUAGCAGCUUAAUUUGCUAUUUUUUGGACAAGUUAUGUCGUGCUAGGCUUUGAUUCCAUGGCAACUUUUCUUUUGUGGACAUGCCAAGUCAACUCUGGAGGCCUAGUUAUAUUACAGUAAGACCCAAGUAACCCAACAUCCAGACAAGUCAGUCCAGCUAGAUUUUAAAGAGCUCAGUCAGAAGUAGACAUAAAUCAGACCUCCUGACAUCCUGUGCUUUUAUGAAUCACCCGUGACAUCCUAAAGCUACAAUGAAAUCCAGUGGACCUGUGUUCACAAGGCAGAAUCCCUUCCAGCCAGCAUCCAGGUUGGGGAAGACACACUAUCACCCAUCCCGCAAGCAGCCCCUGUCAAAGAAGGAGAAAAAAACAACAUUGAGUCCUGUACGUUGUAAACAGCGAUCCAGUCCACAGCUUCACUCUGUGAACCCAGAGAGCCAACGGGAGAAAUGUGAACACCGUUUCGCUGCCACGGAUGGACAACCUGUUUUUGCAGAGUCCUGGCCCUCCACUGAAAAUGAAUUGUCUCCUGCAAGCACUACAUCCACGUCUGACAUGGAUACGCCAAAGCCAGGAGAUGAGCAGGAUUCAGUGCUGGCAAAGUACAUUGAUCGCUUUCGCCAUGGUCGACCACAGAGUCGAGUGGAGCGCCAGCAGAUUGAUUCUGCCAUUGGUGAAAAUCAGGUGCCUUUUUGGUGGAUGUCACCCUCAUCUUUACCCUCCAGUUCAACACCUGCUAAAACAACAGACAAAGAUAUGCCUCUCAAUGAUGAGCAUGGAUUUGCCAUUUUCAGUCCAGCUGGACAGCGUCGACAUGACAGAUCCCUCUCGCCAUGCAGAGGAUCCCUUAGUAUUUUGUCAGACACCUUACAGGGUGAAUUCGAUGACACAGAGAUACUGCACCUUCAAGAAAGGGCCAACAGACUUCUGCUGAGAGAUGAAUGCACUCUGGGGGAUGGAUCUGUACAUGUCAGCUCAGAUGGCCUGGGAUGCUCAGAUUUCUCCUCUCCAGUCAGCGUAUAUGAGCCAGUGCGAAGACCUUUGAUUCCCAAUAUGAUAAAAUCCACUGCUAAGGCCAGCUUAGACUCAGAUCAGAUUGCAUCCUCCCAUAAGGCCUCUGUUGUUCCUUCUCUGGUGCCGCCCACACGCCCAGAGGAGGACAUCUUGUUCCAGUGGCGCUUAAGGAGAAAGAUUGAGCAGGCCAGGGACUGGCCCCAGUCGGUGCAACACUCUAGUCUUCAUGGUCCCACAUUUAGCUGGCAUGCCCCCAGCUUAAACAAUCCCUCAGCCAGUGGACAGGCUUACAAGCAACAGCAGAGUACUCCUGAACUCUCACAAAAAGCUAAACAUCCCCACAUCGCUGCUCCACAGCCAGAAGCCAAAGAAGCCCAUACAUUAUGUCCCCCAGCUUCAGGUCCACCUCCCUUCCCUGCCUUUGUUGUCUCUGGCUCUUCAGUCUCCCAACCCCAGGCUAUUGCCCAUGUUCCUGCCCACAUGCAUUUACUCUGUGAUGUCUUGCCCUGUCCUAUCAAGUCAUCUGAUGUUAGCAGGCAGCAAAACAUUUCACAAAGUAUCGAUGAGUCUCACGCCAAAGCUGUCCAUAAAAAGACACAAGUCACCAAAAACUCAAAGAAUAACUUCACUGAUGAGCCCAUUCAUGAACAUACGCCAUCCCCACCACCUGGUUCAUCUGCAGUUACAGAAGGUGAAGGGCCUAGUCACCACAUAAGGCCUGAGAUGGACAAGAAAGAGAAAGCCCUGACAAAAGAAUCAGAGAGGAAGACACCGAUGUCCUCCAGAAGGCAAAAGAAAUCAAGGUAUACUGUGGACAGGGAACAUGCUGAUGUCCCUGCCUCUACAAACAGGAGUUCUUCACAUCAAAGACUUCCCAAAAAGGUUGUGCCAUCAGCAGAGCAGCAGCAACAGAGAGGAAGCCAGGUUUCCAGUGAGAGAUGCACUGGUGAUUAUGCACCACCACCCUCUCCGAUCCACAGUGUCUUAGGACAGGUAGUUUCAGAGGUAUUGUUCCCUACGGUGGAUUCAUCUCCUGCACGAAGGACCCCUGUUUCAUCGGUCUCUCCUCCUUGUACCACUCCUGUACCUCCACAAUCCUCAAUUCCUACAUGUGAUGCACAGAACUCUAUGGAGGUCAUUUCACAGCUGCUGCAAGAGGCUGAAGAUUCAGAUGAAAAAGAGUUUGAAGAUGACCCUUUAUUACAAGUCCUUCGCAAACAGAGAACAUGGGUAAAGGAGCAGAUCAGUGAAGUGGACUCUAUGUUGAAUGAAUUCUUCGAUGAGCAAAGAGUUACCUGAACAUUGGCAAGAAGCACUUGAUGUAGACACUUUUUAAAUUUUUUAUAAAGAAAUAAAGUUUAUUUUUAGAAGAAAUAUUUCCACAUUAAAGAGUUUGGAGACACAA